Molecule: messenger RNA, 330 nt
Organism: Geosmithia morbida
Lineage: Eukaryota; Fungi; Ascomycota; Sordariomycetes; Hypocreales; Bionectriaceae
Product: large subunit ribosomal protein LP2
Exons: 2
Coding region: 1-330 (109 amino acids)
Biological process (GO): translation; cytoplasmic translational elongation
Cellular component (GO): ribosome; cytosolic large ribosomal subunit
Molecular function (GO): structural constituent of ribosome
Source: RefSeq, a predicted model, not a curated record
AUGAAGCACAUCGCCGCUUACCUCCUCCUCACCCUUGGUGGCAACGAGUCCCCCUCGGCCGACGACGUCAAGACCGUUCUCGAGUCUGUCGGUAUCGAGGUCGACAGCGACCGCCUCGAUAGCCUCAUUUCUGAGCUCGAGGGCAAGAACAUCAACGAGCUCAUCGCCGCUGGUUCUGAGAAGCUCGCUUCCGUUCCCUCUGGUGGUGCUGCUGCCCCCGCUGCUGGUGCCGCUGCCGCCGGUGGUGCCGCCGAGGAGACCAAGGCCGAGGAGAAGGAGGAGGAGAAGGAGGAGUCCGACGAUGACAUGGGCUUCGGUCUCUUUGACUAA